Podarcis lilfordi (Lilford's wall lizard) is the source of this 8994-nucleotide messenger RNA. NCBI's taxonomy places the organism in Eukaryota, Metazoa, Chordata, Lepidosauria, Squamata, Lacertidae. The record is from the annotation of a GenBank genome assembly.
UCUGACACCGUUCAUGUCGCAGGCAGCCUCAUGGCUCAGGCACACCCCCUGCCACAUGGAACUGGCGUCCCCAAAAGGAGAGAGAUAUGAGAUAUGAGCCAGCCUGGUCUGGCUUUUCUUCUUUGUCUAGUGCUGGUCCUAGAAGGUAUGUAGAGGAACCCGUCUCCCUCAGUCCCCCAGGCUGGGAUCAAUGCUAGUUUCUUUUGCCAUUCAUUUGUUAAUUUCUGUACCGCUUCAUGCCAAAGUUUUAGGCUUCUAAGUGGGAGGUUGCAAGAGGAUCUGGCAGGUGGUGGUGGUGGGGUCAUUGGUGGUGGUUGUGUUUGCCGUUGCCUUCCAUUCAAACUCUGAUUUUGCCCCUUGCCUUCCAGCAGGUACUAGUGGGAAUUUCCUCAAGCCUCUCAGUGAGUAAAAGUGCUUCUUCUUUUGAUUCCUCCCCUAUCUCUCCUCCUUUCUUCUGACCCUGAAGUGCUGCUCUCAAAAAAGAGAGAGAUCAAGGGGCUCCCUCCUGAGGCAACAACUAGAACCACAGCCUCAAGAAGUCCAACACUUAAAAGCAAGUGCUGGAAGAAUUUGUGUCCCUCCAAAUGUGUCCCAUCGUCCCCUGGACAAUUGACCAGGCUGGCAGGGGCUGAUGGGAGUUGGAGUCCAACAGCAUCAGGAAAGCCACAGGUCCCCCCCCCGGCUUACAAUGUCCCCCCCCCCCUUGUCUUGCCUGCACUUUCCCAAGUUUCCCUUCACAGCCAUAAGAACUAAAGCAGGGAUAGGCAACCUAAGGCCCAGGGGCCAGAUGCGGAUCAAUCACCUUCUCAAUCCACCCCACGGACGGUCUGGGAAUCAGUGUGUUUUUACAUGAGUAGAAUGUGUCCUUUUAUUUAAAAUGCAUCUCUGGGUUAUUUGUGGGGCCUACCUGGUGUUUUUUACAUGAGUAGAAUGUGUGCUUUUAUUUAAAAUGCAUCUCUGGGUUAUUUGUGGGGCAUAGGAAUUCGUUCAUUUUUUCCCCUUCAAAAUAUAGUCCGGCCCACCACAUGGUCUGAGGGACGGUGAACCGACCCACAGCUAGAAAAGGUUGCUGACCCCUGAACGAAAGGCUUGGCACCGAUUCAAUUUGUUCCAGUUGUAGCCAAGCCUGAUGCUUUCAGGAUACUCAAAUUUCACAUUCAAUACCAAUUUUGUGUGGUGUGAUUGUAAAAGCCCUGCUUGGCAGCUAAGUGUUUUUUGAUAAAAUAUGAGGACUACAACUCCCAUCAUCCCUACCCACUGGCUGUACUUACUGGGGCCGAUGGGAGGGCCAAAGAUUCCCUACUCCUGACUGAGGAGGCUGAAUGCCUUCUUUCUGCAUAUCCAGCAGGGCUGGCCCUCUCAAUAGACACAGAGUGAGGCAAUCACCUCAGGCAGCUGACGCUGGGUAUCAGGAAAGGAAUUGGCAAAUUAUUUAACAUAUUAUUAUUGUGGGAUCCUCCGGGUGAUUCAUUUAUUGAGCGUUCAUCCUGAUUUGCCCACACUGUGUGAACAUGUGUAUUGAAUGCUGAACUUGGGUGCAUUUUUGGUGUGUUGCACACAUGACAUUUGUAGAAUCGUAGAAUUGUAGAGUUGGAAAGGACCAACUCACUGCAAUGCAGGACUCAUCCAUGACAGAUGGCCACCCAACCUCUGCUUAAAAACUUCCAGUGAAGGAGAUUUAUUGUUUAUUUAUUGUCAUGGGAAUUAUGGGGGGGGGGGGUCCCAACGUACCAGUGUGGUGGAGCUGUAGGUCAUUUAUUUGUGAGAGGUGGCAGGACAGAAGCAACCUUAAAACGGGUUGCUUGAACGAAUCUCUGUCUCUUUUCUAGCAUGCCAACAGGACUCUUCCUUUCAGAAAAAAUGUGGUGGCGAAGCAGAAAGUUUCUACCCUCACCAGUGCCAGCAGAAGAAAUGCUGUUAUAAUAACCACACCUGCUACUACCAUGCUGUUGAUGGUAAGGACGAGCAAAGUUUCGUGGCAAUUAGCUUACAUAGCAUAAGUAAAGGCAACUCCCGCUCACUGGUUGCACGUUUUUCUUCAAAGUGAACAUGUCUCUUUUCAGGGAGGGCCUGUAUCACAAGGGCAGCAUCUGCACUACAAACCAUUCCUGUAUAAUUGUCAUGGUUUCCCUCUGCCCCCGCCCCAAAAGGACUUUGGGAACUGGAAUUGGAUGGAGGUGCUGGCAAUGCUCUUGCAUUAGCCCCUCUUGCAGAACCAGGGCGUCCUGGGGAGAGAGAAUGACUGUCGAGCCAGUGCGAGUCUGUGGCAUAAAUAAUAUUCUCCUUCCCUUGGCAAGCAGAGACUUCUUGUCGCAGGCACCUGUUGGACAGCGCCUGGGACAUCACGGAUGACAGGAACAAAUGUCUUUCCUCACACAUGUCUGUGCCACGUUGUGCCUGAUAUGAGCGCUCAGUCUGCUGAAUCCAUGCUUGGUUGCAAUAAUGGACUGGAUGAGGGCCAAUACACUGAAGCUUAAUCCAGACAAGACUGAGAUACUGUUGGUGGUGACCAGUUGAGUGGUGUGCAGAUUGCUCUAGAUGGGGUCACACUCCUUCUGAAGGGGCCAAUUUGUGGUUUGGGGGUUCUCCUGGGCUCACUGCUUUCACUUGAGGUAACAGGUGGACUCAGUGGGACAGAAUGCCUUCUGUCAGCUUGGGCCAGUGGCCCAUUUACAACUUUUAUCAGGACAGGGAUAACUGUUUUUGAGCUUUAAAGCCCUUUCUGGCUCAGGAUCCCAAUGCCUUCUGCAACACUCCUUGCCCCAAUAUGAACCUAUUUGGACCCUUAAAACUACAUCUCAGAUGCCUCUCCAGGUCCCCCCUCUGAGGGAGGCUCAGGGGGUGGUGACAAGGGAGAGGGCCUUUUCAGCUGUGGCUCCCUAUCUGAGGGAUGAGCUCCCCAGCAAAGUCCACCUGAUGCCUUCACUGACAUCUUUACAAUGGCAUGUGAGGUAAAGACUUAUCUUGCCCCCUCCCAAGGCUCUUGAUAGACUAAGACUAUAUUGUUUGUUAUUAGUAUGCUGCCAAAGCCACAGUGGCUGUUACAGGGGUUGUUGUUUUUUGUUCUGUUUUAUGGUGCAAUAUAUCUAUUUGUUUCUAACAGUGCCGUAAGUCCUUUGAAAACUAGAGUGAAGUUUAUGCUGACAACUGUCAGGGCAAAUUGCAUUUUAACGGCUGCUUCUGUGUAAAUGUGUUUAUUGUUUUUUACUAGUUUGUCAUUAUUACUGUACUUUCUUCACAUCAUGAUGUUUUUAAAUGUCUGAAGCCACCUUGAAUCCCAUCUUGGAAGAAAGGUGGGAUAUAAAUACAUAUAAUAAUAAUAAUAAUAAUAAUAAUAAUAAUAAUGUCAUUUGGAGACCUUUGGGUAACAAGCGACUAACAAAUAUUUUAUUAUAAUUGUAAUUAUUAUAUUUUUUUCUGGGGAGACACACAGGCGAGCUAAAACUAACAGCACAAUCCUAUCCAUGUUUACUCAAAAUAAGACUCAUGGUGUCCAGUUUGCUUAGGACUGCUGCCAGCAAAGCUCUUUUCAUUCAGGCUGAGUACAUUUUACUGGCUUACAACACUGUAUGUACACGGCUUCACAUACCAAUGGCGGGAGUGGACUGACUGCAGAGCACACAGCCUCGUUCUAAGUGGAUACAAUGAAUGUCUGAGGGAAUAUCCGGCUGUGCCCCCAAGCUGUGCCCAUUUGUUUCAACAUCUGCCGAUAACAGCAGCUGCAAUCGUUUUGGGAUGGGAGCAUCUCCCUAGAACAGGGAUUCCCAAACUGUGACACCUGGCCCCCUGUGUUUCCAUGGCCUUUGUUCAGGAGGUCUGCAGCCUGUCUGUAAAAAUACUAGUGAAAACCAUACAGCAUUUAACACAGCACAUCACAAUGGCUGCAACAGGCAGGGGGAAAAAACAUUAAGUGUUCCACCAAGACGCUCGAAAAAUUUCAAGCGGUCCAGUCCGUGAGGCAGGGAAGCUUGGGAACCAGCUCUCUAGAAGAUGUUCUAACAUCAUGUGUAGGUAAACCACUUAGAGGUCUUUUUGCUUUAGUAAGCAUUUUAUAGAUUUUGAUAAGUAGCCUGUGGGGUAUGGUGCAAAAAACUAACCACAAAACUGGGAAAGCCCCACCCACCUGGAGAAAAGAAGGGGGAACUCCAGAUGCUUGGAAUAGGAUUUGUUUAUUAUUAUGAUUAUUUUACUAUUAGACCGUCUGCCAUUAUGUUUUCUGUUAUGUUUUGAUCAUUGAUGUUCUGUAAUGUGUUUUUAAUGUUGUACACCACCCUGGGAUCUUCUGAUAAAGGGCUGUAUAUAAACAGAAAUAAUAAUAAUAAUAAUAAUAAUAAUAAUAAUAAUAAUAAUAAUAUUCAGGCCCUAACUGCCAGUUUCAACACUCUGUCCUCCAUCCAGGCAAGCGAGAAGCUUAAUUAGAGUUCAAGGGCACAUCCCAGACAAGCAAAACCACCUUAGGGGGUGCAAAGGAGGGUGAAUGAGUGAGGGGGGAGAAUCCUGAGGGCCACAUUUGCUCUCCCCCCCGGUCUGAGGUUGCCCAGCCUCACUCUGCAUGUUUCAGAACGUAUCCUUCCUCAGAAGCGCAUUUUUAGCAGCAAUCCGGGAGGAUAGCAGUGACCGCUAGCCAUGAUGGUGAUUUGCUACAAGUAUUGCAGGCGGUAUGUCCAUGAUACUGUUUGCUGGGAAUUGCAAAUGAAAAGAGUGGCUGUUGUGCUCAUGUCCUUCUCGUGGGCUUCCUGCGGGCAUUAGGUUGGCCACUGCGGAUGCUGGACUAGGUGGGUCUGUGCCCUAGGGCGCCCUCUAACUUGGCCUGGAUCAAGCCAUGCCAUCACCCAUUACAUCUCAGCCUCUGGGUGAGGGAAUCACUAACAUCUGCCUUUCCACCCAACAGCUGCCAGACAACGCCGGAAUGCAGGGAUUCUUGGUGGGAUCUCUGUCAUUGUGGCCAUCCUCAGCAUGUGUCUUUAUUUCAGCUGGUAGGUGGCUCCAUUUUGGCUUCUUUUGUGUACCUAGGUGGGGAUCGAAGAAGGAUGGGAACGUGCAGAAAAGGAAAUGCACAUAAAAACCUGUGAUUUUAAAAAAUGCUACUGCUUUACCCAGCCCACCUUUAGCAUACUCAGGAAUCAAAUGUUCUGCAUCCCUUUUGCAGAAAAUGUUAUACUUUGUGCCUUCAAAACCUGGUCAUUGCAUUUGCUCACAGUGCGUUAGGACAGCCGUUUGUGAAUUCUCUGCGUGGAUUUUUUAAAAUCCUAAACACUCAAUCACAGAACUGUGGAGGUGGAACAGGACCCCAAGGGUACUAUUUAGUCCAGCCCCCUGAAGUUCAGGAAGCUCAGCUUAAGCAUCCAUGACAGAUGGCCUUCCAACCUCUGCUUAAAAACCUCCAAGGAAGAAGAGUCCACAACUUCUCUUGUGGGUCUGUUCCACUGUCAAACAGCUCUUACCAUCAGAAAGUACUUCCUGGUGUUUAGCAGGAAUCUCCUUUCUCGUGAUUUGAAUCCAUUGGUUCUGGCCCUACCCUCUGGAGCAGGAAAAAACAAGCUUGCUCUGUUCUCCAUGUGACAACCCUUUAGAUGUUUCGCUAAAAGCCCAGCCAGCUUUAGCUGCUUUAUUUUGUUAUGAUUGAUUUGAUCAGCGAGGGAACUUUGGUGCUUGUAUGUGGGAUCAAGAUGGCAAAGCAUUGGUGUGAAAAGUGUGAGUCUUUAGCCUUAUUACCAUUGUAUUUGGGGAAUGGAGCAUUGGGGGGUUGGAGUGCCUACGGCUCCUUUUGAAAUAUCAUGCUUCUGCCUUUUUUACGAGAGUGAAAGUUCUCAAGGGUUAAUGCCUGAUUGAGAACAGUUUUUUAAAAAAUGCUUUUCUCAUGGUAGUGAUAUUACGGGGUGGCUGCGGGGGUGAGAUCUGUUCCAACCGCUCCUGAGAUCUUGUUUUCAAAUGUAUGGCACUUACUAUUUUUAUUUGGGUAAGAUCUCAGGCUCCCCCCCCCCCAAGCCUGUGGUUUUGUUAAAAGUGAAAAUAUCGUUCUUUGUGUUUUGCUAGAAUUGUACUGUGGCCUGCUUUCCAAGGCGAGGGUGAAAAAUUAUAAAGCACUUCCGCAAAUUUAAAAUGCUAUUACAAAAAGUUGGAAGCUGCAGAGAUGGUUCAGAUGAGAACGCAGUGGGCGCAGCCUGUGUAUCGUAAAAGAGCAUGGAUUACUCUCUCCCUCCACGACUCUAGCAGACACCCGCACACUGGAUUUGCUGAGCACAUGCAUGUAAAGUCUAAUGUUUAUAGGCCAGAAGGACCUGGUUGUGUCCCAUGUUUUUUUUAUUUCAUUUUUAGGUUUUGCUUGGUUUUGCAUUAUUUCAAACGCUGCCUUCCCCACCCCUUUCAGAAGGCCCCACCUAGCUGCCCUAAAAGGUCCAGAGUCCGCCAGCCGCCACUAGUCAGAUGUUUCCCCACCCUCAUACUAAAAACUGCCCUUUUCCUGAUAUUGGUUAUGAGUUUGAAAUGUAAGAGGGAAGAUAAGAAAUGCAUACUGAGAGAUUAGAUUGGAAAAUUUUCAGACAGGAUUGAUGGAAGUCAAAAAUUUGAAUAAGAUGUAAAAGUAUGUUUAAUUACAGUUGAAAAUGAUAUGUUAAAAAAAAACUAAUAAAAAAUUAUAUUAAAAAAACCUGUCCUUUUCCACAAUAAUAUGGGAGUUCCAUAGUACUUCUAGUCUAAGCCCAUAGGAGGUCCAGCUCCCUUUAAGAGAAAGAAACCCAGAAAACUGGAUCUGCCAAACCUCAUCUCACCUUCCCAAUCACCAAUGACUUCACCUUUUCAUUCUUGGGGCCCACCUCCAAUACCCACCUGUAACAAAGUACCUAAUUAUUAUUAUUUUACAUGACAGGGGGUGCCUCUUCCCGCUUGCUCUAUUUGCCACUACCCCUUGCCUUGCCUCAGUUUCCAUCCUAUAGUGUUUCCCUUUUUACAACCACAUCUCCCCUCGCCAUGCCUGUUUCCUCCUCGAGACCACCAUUUGUUGUCUCUUCCUCAGCUUCUGAACCCACAAAAAGGCAAGAUCUCAAACAAUAUUGCAGCUCCCCACCAGAUAAACGACACACCUCCCCACACCCCACCGUCUUGCUCACCAAAAGGGCAACAUCUCUUUUCUUCCUCCCUCCCUCCCUCUUUUCUUUUAUUCUUUUCUCUCCCUCUCCUGCCAGAAAAAGCCUCCCUCAGUGUAAGGGAGAAAAGUACGUGUCACCCCCCCCCCCCCCAAGUCAUGGUAGUGAAGCCUCCUCCCCCAUGUGACCCAUUCAGGCUCUGGGGUGAUCCUUUCAGGGGCCAGCUUCCAAGUUGUGCCUCAGUCCGUGUGCCUAUGGUACAAAGGUGAGCAUCUCACCUGUUUCUCUGCGAAAUUUUGCCACUGCUCCCCCCGCUGGCCUGCAGCCACCAGAAGGCUGCCCCAUAAUGGAAUGUGGCCCCCAGGCUUUUAAAGGCCUGUUUGCCCCUCCCCAUUUGGGCUUAGCUGUAUACAACUGAUGAUAAUUUGUUCUAAACUAGUAAAGAACCAGCAAACCAGAAAUGAGUGAAGAUUUGUAGUGAGGACGUACCCUUUUUCCUCCUUCUCUUCACCAUCUUUUGUGAUUUCUCUCUAGAAAAGCAGAUCCCUUAACUCUACCGGUGCAGCCUUCCUCGGGUUAGGCCGAGACCCUCUUGACUCACCAGUAACACUACUCCACACGGGUUCCUGGCAUGCUUAGGAACACAACUGUUGUUAAAGUAGCUACCUUUUUUCCUGCGAAAGGUCCUGGGCCUUGUCCAUGACCCAGUGUGGCAGUGGGAUUAGCAGAGCUGUCAGAAACAUGAUAGAAAUAUACCACCAGUGGACUCAUAUUUUAGCCAAAGUUAUUAGAAAGGCUCACUGUCAGAAAGAACUAGGGUACAUGCAGAAGUACGUGAUUUCAGGGAGCAGCCUGCUGUGGAAGAGCAGAUCCGUAUCUCAGUCGUGAAGCAUCAUCAUCUCUCAUUCACCCCUUUGUGGGCCUGUGCUGAUUGCAGGCCUGUGCCGAUUGCCAAGUCAAAAGCCACCUCCCUCAUCCCAUUAGAGCUGUUUUCAAAGGGUAAAAACACUGUGAGAAGAACCGAUAGAUAAUGAAGCAGUCCCCAAACACUCCUCUCCCUGAGAUCAAGAAUCUCAUGCUCCAGAUAAGGGGGGGGAGAAGCAGCCAACUUGAAUAAUAGAAGCCAGGUGUAUUUAUCAGUAGAGGAGGGAAUGUUGUGGCAGAGGGGUAGGGGAAGCAGAGCUCACCCCAUAGAAAACCCUACAUGCAUGCAUCCACUCCUGCAUGCCAUAGGAAAUCCGCCUCUCCCUCCCCAUGUUCUGAUGUGCUUCUCUCCCACACAGGAAGUUUAAGGAGUUCCAAGUAAAGGAAAGAGAGCUGGAGAGGCCGCGGAGCGAGGGCGAAAUGGCCGAUUAUCUGGUUAAGCUCCUGGACGAAGAAAGUGAAGUGGACGACGCCCUAGAUCACAGGAACCCCUGGAUGCAAGGAAAUUAUGUGGAACAGCCGCGCUGGAGCACAGAAGCGAGGAUGGGAAGUAUGGAGGAGCCACCGUGGAGUGCAGAAAUCACCCCGGAACCGAGCCCAGGGCCAAUGCAGCCAGCGGAAACUCUGGCGCUGCCCCCGGCGGCGCCCCCAGAACCCCCGCCAGCACCGCCUCCAGCACCUCCGCCAGCGCCAGCCGGGGAACCUCCACCCCCGGCCCCUCCACCACCUCCGCCACCUGGGGCACCAGCCCCAGCGGCAUCUGGGGAACCACCCCCAGCUCCUCCACCACCACCACCACCUCCGCCACCUGGGGAACCAGCCCCGGCGCCAUCUGGGGAACCACCCCCAGCACCUCCACCUCCGCCACCACCUCCGCCACCUGGGGAACCACCCCCGGGACCACCCCCACCAGCUCCUCCACCAGCAUAACCACCCCAUAUAGCACAUAUAUAUUUAUUAUCAAUAAAAGAGUUUAGUUUCCCCA